AUGACCGUUUGGUCUAUUAGCGUUACAAGUCCGCCCAAGGAAUCUUUGCCUUUGAGCUGCUACGUUGAAGGAACAAGUGAUAAUGCUUCUGAUAUGGAUGGACGAGAUGACAUGGAUGUAGGAGGGGCUCCCUAUAUGAUAAUAGUUGAGAACUUGGAGAAGGAAAUAUCACCGUUUACAAUUAUGGAAUUUAUACACCAGCAAGUUUCAAUCACAUGUCAAGUCUCUGUUUCGCCAAGUAAGUCAUCGGAGUUGUAUACACGUGCAAUUAUCCUAUCGGACAGCAAAAAGAAUCUUGAGAAGUUAUCCGACUUUCUGGAGAGUCCAGAUCACAUCAUCAUUUCCUCCAUAGGAAGACCUUGGCUCAUGACUGAGAAAAGACCAUUACCUGAGACACUAAGGGCAUCAAUCCAAACCUUAUCUCAGAUGGCAUUGAAGACAAGAACUCUAAGUAACAAUGAGUUGAAUGUUGUCUUUUCUGGGAGUCACGAAUACAUGGAAGCUAAAGAGCAACAAAAAUUGUUUAAAGAGUUCACUGAACACCAGUGUGGACUUCAGCGGAGGUUACAACUUGAAGAGGAAAAGAUCUCAAAGAAGUACAGGUGAAUGUCGGAAAGCUUUUGUAACUUGUGCAGUAAUUUUGCUAUGUGUAUAUACCUGUGUAUAAACACAUGCAGCUGUUUUUUUUUUAUCCUAUACCUGUGUAUAGGGGGAGGGGUCAAGGCACACUCUGUACAUUUACAUUUGCCUGUGAAAGAAUGUGACUUAUGUAGAAGCUAUAUGUAUUUCCAGCAGAUUGUAAUGUGUUCUUGUUGCAUCAGUUGGUGCAUGUGUUUGAAUAUCAGAAAGAAGAUAUAGUUUCGUAUCCA
Molecule: messenger RNA, 869 nt
Organism: Rosa rugosa (rugosa rose)
Lineage: Eukaryota; Viridiplantae; Streptophyta; Magnoliopsida; Rosales; Rosaceae
Exons: 5
Coding region: 1-606 (201 amino acids)
Source: RefSeq, a predicted model, not a curated record